Molecule: messenger RNA, 2303 nt
Organism: Brassica rapa (field mustard)
Lineage: Eukaryota; Viridiplantae; Streptophyta; Magnoliopsida; Brassicales; Brassicaceae
Product: polcalcin Bra n 2-like
Molecular function (GO): calcium ion binding
Source: RefSeq, a predicted model, not a curated record
GCAUUAGAAAACUCAUCCAACGAAACUGUACCAUCAUUGUUCUUGUCAAAACGCUUGAAGAUCUUCUCUAGAGACAUUUUUAUUAUAGUAUAUAUAUGAUUUAUUUUGAUAUUCCUGAGACUUGUGGGAAAUAUGACACAUUAUGUUCUUGUAUUUAUAGGAUUUUAAAAUCCUACAUAAAAUCUAAUAAGUUGAUAGCCCAAUUAAUGAUUAACCAAACAGAAAUGUAUUAAGUAAGUGAUCUGAAUAUAAAUGAUUUACAUUUGCACACACAAAAAAAGAAUACAAAGGAUUUACAUUUGAUGUUAUCUUGUGAUUUGGAUAUGCUUAAAUGCAUUGUUAAUGUAUUGAGAAUUGGAUGACAUAAUUAAACAUAUACUAAUAUUUACAUGAAAAGAAGAAAAUAUUUUACUUUAACACAUGUUAAGCAUAUAAGAUAUCAAAUCUUACAAAAAAAUGGAACAUUAAUAAAUAGUUUCAGGAGAAAGAUAACAUAGCAAAAAUAUAGAUUGUCAAUUUAAAUAAUAUAAAAUAAAAUUUAUGAAAAAUUAAAUUUUCCUGCAUUUAUUCUAUGAUUUGAAUAUGAGAAAAAUAAGGAAACACAUGAUGAAAAUAUCUUUCCAGAUUUUAUACAUAUAUACUAAUUAUUAUUUUGAUGAAAAACUCAUAAUUAUUUGGGUAUAUAUGUAUUUUGAUCAAAACUACAUAUUUGGGUAUAUACGUAUACAACUUUAUAUUCAGCUAAAAAUAGGAUUCUCAGUUGUUCACUGUGUUGGGUUUGGAUCAGCACGGCCCUUUAGCUAUGAACCCUCUUUAAAAUACUUAUAGCCCAUUAUCAACUUAAUUAUCUUAAACCGGAUCAUGUCCGGUCUGAUAUGGUGGUUAUGCAAACCGAAUCAAAUAAAACUGUCGACAGGUAUCCCAUUUAACUGCGCAGUGACUGACUUAUGCUAAUAUAAUUUACAAAUCUACCCUUCGCCUCCUUCCUUCUCCGUCUGACCAUCGAUCUCAAGCCGCCACGACUCUCCGGCUCCGAGGAACUCUACCGUCGAUUAAGCAGAAAAGCAGAAAUGGAAGAUGCAGCCUCUCCUAAUUCAGGUUCCGAUUUGAACCUCGGAGGGAAUCGCGGUAGAUCCAUCGAAGAAUGCCAGGACAUGAUCCAACGAAGCUUUCGAAGUAUAUAAGCCUCUCGUUUUCGUUUCAGCUUCUCAAUUCUUAGAUUCAUUGGUUGUUUGAUUAGAUCAAUCUAGGGGUUUAGGGUUUUAGAAUCACUCUAGAGAUCCAUUGAUUAGUUUCUAUGAACAUGUUCAUUUGAUGAUGAUAAUGAUGAUGAUGAUGAUGAUGGUAUAAUCUGUGAUUAGAUCCGAUCGUGAAGUUUCUGAUGGAGCAGCAAAAGACGCCAUGGAAGCAGUGUGGGAUACAUGUUACAAUGACACUAAACCUUUUGAUAGAGCUCCUUGAAGGUUAUACACCUCUUUAUACUCUCAAGUCUCAAGAGACUUACUUUUGCUUCUAAAAGAUGGAGAUAAAGCCAAAAAAAGGUUGGAUCAGCCAUUGAUUUUUGUUUUUUUCUUCCGGUAUUUAUUUCUCACUAUGGAUGAAUAGUUUGCUAUAAAUCUAACAUUACGAAAUAAAGCUUAAAAUGACAGAGGAGUUGAUCAGUGUGUCCUUGUCUAAAUUGUAGUUAUGUCUUUAACAAAAUAAAACUGUUUUGUAAUGACCGCUAAUGGAGGACAAGUCACAUUCUAAUUUUAGUAACUUCAGUUUCCUCCCUAGACUUGCCUAAUUUAAAGCAUAGCCUCAGCUUCUUCACAUUCAAAUCUCUUUAUAUAACCUUUAUGUUCUCAUCUAAUUCCUUCGAUACCAAAAGAAGAAAACUGAUUAACAAUGGCUGACGCAACCGAGAAAGCAGAGCACGACCGUGUUUUCAAGAAGUUUGAUGCUAACGGAGAUGGAAAAAUCUCUGCCACCGAGCUUGGAGAUGCUCUCAAGAACCUUGGCUCGGCCACACACGAUGACAUUAAGCGUAUGAUGGUCGAGAUUGAUACCGAUGGUGAUGGAUACAUAUCGUACCAAGAGUUUUCUGAUUUCGCAAGUGCUAAUCGUGGUCUCAUGAAAGAUGUUGCCAAAAUUUUCUAAGUGGAGUUUCAAAAUCUAUAAUUCACUUGAAAAUGAUUUGAGGAUUAAUCAUGUUUAAUUUGUUUUUGUAAUGGCAUAUCAUUUGAUUAAGUAUGUAUUUUUGGUUAUAAAAGUAUAAAAUGUAGUUAACUCAGUGAUAUAUUAAUAAUAUUUUCUCCGUUUUC